This is a messenger RNA of Haliotis rubra (blacklip abalone), 4535 nucleotides long. RefSeq lists its product as uncharacterized. The record is from RefSeq and is a predicted model, not a curated record. Lineage: Eukaryota; Metazoa; Mollusca; Gastropoda; Lepetellida; Haliotidae. The transcript has a single exon. The coding region runs from base 1 to 3885 and encodes 1294 amino acids. Gene Ontology annotation, molecular function: G protein-coupled receptor activity. Gene Ontology annotation, biological process: G protein-coupled receptor signaling pathway; cell surface receptor signaling pathway. Gene Ontology annotation, cellular component: membrane.
AUGUUUCUGUUGGUGUUCUUGCUGUUUGUAACGGCAGCGGUUCCAGUUGAUAGACCGGAAAUACUUGAAGGUUACGAGGAUCAUCGCUUUACAGAAUCUAGUAGGAAUGAUGGAGAAACGAUGGAUGAAAUUUCCUUCUUCGAUCAAAGAUCCGUUGGAAGUUACCUGACAAGAUCUUGGGAUGGAUCAAUCAUGGUUGCACCCGGACUUGAAAAAUCACCAGUGCGUAAUGAACUUUACGAAAACGGGAAAGAAGAGUUCAGUGAUGUGAAUAUGAAUAUUGAUGUGCGAUCUUCAAGGAGAAUAGACCAAACAGAGACUCCAUCCACUUUGAUCUCAUCUGACCAUAAGCAGAGGGUGAAAAGAAACGCACACGUAGUGCUUGGAAGGAAUGUCAUCAUGCCCAAGGAGGUAGAGAUGGAUGUGACAACUACUCCUAAAAAAGGUAAUACACCCUUACCCUUAGAACUCUUUCAUGAAGUGAGUGCUACGUCCACAGACAUAGAGGAUACGUUAUAUGGCUCUGAGCAUACUAAGCUGAAGGAGACUCAAAACCUUGAAUUUGAUCCUUGGGUAUUUGAAGAGGAAAUUGGAAUAGAUCCUAUUAACUGUUUCACACGUCUGUCCUUUUCUAAAGCGGCCAUUCAGGAAUAUACUGUCCAAACAAGCGACGACACACGGCUCUCAAACAUAGAUAUAAGCAUCAUGAAUGUGAACUACUCUAAACCAACUGACAGUACAGAUUCUGUUGUUGAGUUUCAUGUAGAGAGACAGUUUAUGGAGGUUGAUGACGAGGAAGUCAGCGACUCUGAGGAUUCCAAUUUCCUUGCCAGAGAAGUAGAGUAUGCUCCUGCAAUGUUAGCUCCUCCUUCAGUUGACUGCCACUUCCUAAUGCCUUACAACAGACAGUGGAUCAAACUUGUUUCAGCAUGUCCACAAUCCUGGCAUAAUAGAACUAUAGAACGUCUGUGUGUGCCUAAGUAUGAAACCGAGGACGAUAAUACCAUAGACAUGUUAAACCUUCCAGUUCAAGACCAGCAUGGUGUAGUCUACAGAAACAUAUUCUGCGCCAAGUGCAAUCAGGCACUGAACACCCAGGCUUGGGAUGUGGUUGUUCUAUGUAAUGGAGUGUCAUCGUUUUUCUUCAUCGAUGGCAAUGUUCUGAUGACACUUAUGCCCACCCUGGCAGCUGCAAGACACUGUAGACAGACACUUUGGCCACAACAACCAGAGAAGGUGGAAACAUGUUUAACGACAAGAGGUCAAACUCGGAAGCGGAGAGCUAACCAAAGGAAUAGAAAGAGUGAUGAAACGGUUACCUACCCAGUGUCAUUUUCGGUUCUUAUGAAUUUUGGGUUUGAUGGUAAGACUCAUAUUUUGUUUAGCACAACUCAUGAAGAAAUGAGCACUGGUAACAUGAAUAGAUGUCCUGAACCAAACCAAGUCUACGAUUCUAGGAACAGUCAGUGUCGAGAAGUGGUAUGUCCGGCUUACUACACGCUUGUGGAUGAUAAGUGUCUCAGGGACGUGAAUGCAGGACCUGCGUCAGUAGAUGGGAGUUUGCCCAAUGUUCAGACUCUCACUCAUCUCCCUGAUGUUGCUGUGAUUACCCUGAUGGUAAACGUCACAUACAGCAACCUUCUGGCAUUGCUUUCUCCUGACUUCAAAUCCAUAAUGGUAGAAGGUAUGGCUGCCUUACUAAAUAUCAGUACAGAAAGAAUUCAGAAUUUAACAAUGGACAUGGCAAACACAUCCAUCUCCGAACCCGAGGUUGCUGUUCAGACUCUUGAUGAGAAACCUGUCCUUGAGCCUAAGGAGACAGAAACAAGCAGAAAGCCGCUUUUUGAUGACCCUUCUUCCGGGGAAGCUAAUGAAACAUCAAAAAAAAUGCUGGGUACUUCUCCACCAAGUACUGGUUUACCAGAUAUUGUUAAUGCCAAGACGGGCCCUGAUCCAGACUUGCCUGAACCGAUUGCCGAUGCUGGUGCUGCUGAUGCUGAUGCAGGUGCUGAUGCUGAUGAUAAUAACGAUGACGACAGACAAGUGAAAAAAGAAAAAUUAAAAGUAGAAUCUGGAGGAAAAGAAGCAAAGACGGAACCAUCACUCCACGCCAAGAGACACACAACUCCUACUACACAACCAAAAGAUGGGUUUGACAUUGAGAAGACUAUAACUCUAAAAAUCAAAUUCCUGCUUCUUCCACCAAGAUCCUCAAGACUACAAGAGGGGACAGUGUCAAGUGUAAAAGAGAAAAUGAACAGUCUUUUUAAUCAAAAUAAAUUUAUGCUUUCCCUUAAUGGAACUGAAGUGACUGUUGUAAAUAUGGUUCAUUCGGAUCACCCUAAACUGAAGAGUACAUUCUGCAGCAGGGGCCAAAUGCAGUUUUUCUUUGCAGAUCAGGUUGAUAUCAUCAAUGCUGUGGACCGAUCGGGCAAUAACACAAUCACUCACGUCUUUGUCAAAUCUACCAACAGUAUAUACGGUCCUGGAAAGUUUGAUCUGACUCUAUGGGUGGCAGGCAACGUUGGAUCUGAUGCUAACCUCACAGACGCUAUGGGUUAUGCAUUUGUAUGCGUCAUGCCAAGGAUAUCAAACAGAGGGUGUGGCAGGUUUAAGAUUUCAGCGGACAAAUAUAUUCUAUUGCGUAACAAGUCAAUUAUACUCGGAGAAAGAUUGUACAAUAUGACCGAGUAUGAAUAUCUUGAUGAGUCAAGUGGAAUCAUUGAGACGUGUGUGCCAAAGUCAAUACUACAAUCACAGUCAAAGAACGACUCUUAUCAUUUUGUCCAAGGCUGUGACAUGGGUUUUGAAAGAUUCAUCAAAGCGGAAGCCUACAUGACCGCAGUGUUGGGAAGGAUCUCUAUCGUAGCUUUGGCUAUAGUCCUAUUGACUUAUGGUCUGUUUCCGAAGCUCCGGAAUCUACCAGGCGUUAAUACCAUGAACCUCACUCUUGCGCUGCUGAUAGCCGAGAGUAUAUUCAUUAUUGGGGAGGGAAGAGCAGCGUUGCCGCUGGUGUGCAGUGUUGUUGCCAUUCUCCUCCAUUAUUUCUUCCUCGCCUCAUUCUUCUGGAUGAACGUGAUGUCCUAUGAUCUGUUCCGUACAUUUGCUAACAAAAUCUACGUUCUUCCACAAAUACGAGAAAAGAGGAAAUAUCUGGGUAAAUAUGUUCUGUAUUCGUGGGGUUCUCCGGCAAUUAUUGUUACUAUCUGUGUAAUUUUACACUUCACUAAAAUCAUACCUGGUGUCGAAAUUGGAUAUGGAGGUCAUGUGUACGAACCCGAACCAGAAGACGUUAGCGUAAACAUGACUUCAGAAGAUUCGAACUCAACAGAGGAGGAUGUACAGAACGUUGAGUCCCUUGGAUGCUGGAUACAGAAUCCAAUAGCCUCCCUGACUGCAUUUGGGGCCCCGAUUGUAAUAAUAUUUCUGAUAAAUAGUUGCCUGUUCGUGAAGACGAUUCUUUGUAUCAGAAAAACUGCCAAAUUUACCAAUGACCACACAAGAAGAUCCUCGGUGAACCGACGUAAUGGCCGCAAUGACGUCAUGUUGUAUGUGCGCAUGUCUACUGUCAUGGGGUUCACAUGGAUCUUUGGACUGGCUUCCUCUAUUGUCAGCGCUUUCUUCACUCCUCCCACAGUCGUUGUUUGUUACACGGAGCACAUCCUGGGUCUCCUAUUCGUAACUUUCAACUGCUCCCAAGGUCUCUUUAUUUUCUUUGCCUUUGUCACCAAGCGACGUGUAUUCUAUCUGUAUAAGGGACUCUGGAUCCGACUUAAGCAUAGGAUCAAGUUAUGGGAAAAUAUUAGGCGGAAAAGAAGCACUUCAGGGUCCAACUCCUCAUCAUCGACCACAUCAUCUACAACAACUGUUUCAACUAUCAGCUAGAUGCACGUACAGUUUCAUGACUGUUGAAUGACGAAGUGGAUCUCCAACAAGGAGUACGUAAGUUAGUGACUUCACCACGUCUUGCCUUGAUGAAUGAUUAGACAAUGCGAAAUGUGACUUAUGUGACCAUAUGUUCAUGUUGAAUGAAUAGGACACAUUUGAGGACCUGGGACAUGAUAUGUGGUAUCUGACGACAGGGAAAGAAUGAGUCUUCAGAGGAUUCAAAUUCGCUGAGGAUAUCACCUCGAAAACGACGCUCCAUAGAAUGAGAAGAAGGAGAAGAAGAAGACAUAGUAAAUGUCAACCUGUGAAACAUUUCUAUCAUUCUUGCCAGAACUGCUACUAUUGAAUAUGUGGCAAGAAAACUUUAUAUGCUCUGUGCAUGCACUACAAUACUGAAGAAUGGCAUUGAUAUAUACAGUCCAUGUUGGUCGACCAGCGAUGUUGUACUCCCCUACUAUGACCAAUACAAGACUAUUGGAUAACAGAGACUGAUUAGCACUUUGUACACUUCCUGUGUAAUGACAUACAUCUGGUUGAAGAUGGCGAACUUUUCUGGUAUGAAUAUACACUUAUAUUACCUAACAGUUAAUACAUGAAUGUGCGUAAUACAUAAAUCCCUUCAGAAAUAUUGCUGGGCUCACGUUAGC